AUGGAAGACAAAAAGGUUGCUAAGGGGAAGCUAAAUCUUGAUAUAUCCAAUGGUAGUUUGCGUCUGAGGGAAUGGGUUCCGAAAUUUGAUCCUUACAAAGAAUGUUCCUCAUUGGCUCAAGUUUGGGUGCGCAUUUAUUAUUUGCCUAUCGAACUAUGGCAUCCAGAAGUUAUAGCGGCUGUUGGUCGUUACUUGGGAAAUCCGAUUCGCAUUGAUGGUGGUUCGGCGAAUAGAGAGGUGGGACACUAUGCUCGGGUCUUAAUUGAGAUUGAUCUCUCUGUACCCCUCCGCGAAUCCUUGAUGAUUGAUGAGGAUAAUAGCUCCAUAUAUAUUGAGUUUAGUUAUGAAUCGCUGCCAGAGUUUUGCAUGCAUUGCAAAAUUGUUGGUCAUACCUCAGAUAAAUGCAGGAAACUUAAGCAGAGGGAAGACAUGAAAAACAAAAAAACGGUGGGAAACACGAAUAAGGAUGAGAAAGUAGAAGGCUCGAAACAAGAGAAGCAGCAGCUGGCGGUUGAACAUAAGUGGCAGCAAAAACAGCAGAAUGCUUUAACAGAACAGACCUCUGCCGAGACUACGAAUGCUGUUGAUACGGCGAAGAAACGUUCAGAGGUUUCUGUCAAUUCUGAAGAUAAUCGGGCUCUCCUUCAGAGUGCUGCGAUGGAUUCUCCGGGGAGUAUGGAGCAAUCAGACUUUUCAAACAAAGUCAAUACUAGUAAUUCUUUCAUGACUCUUACGGAUACAGAGGAUAAUGGACAGGAGACGGGCCUGGACCUGCUGGAAAAGCUUUUGGUUAACACUUCGAAGAUGAAGAAUGAUUGCAUCAUUAACAUUGACUCCGGGCAAGAGAUGCAACGAUCUGAUAUUCCCAGACGGAACGGAGGUAAGUCUCAGGAUCCCAAUCCAGAUUUCAAGGAACUCGCCCUUGAAAAUGCUUUGAAAAUUCAAAAGUUGGAGGCCUACAUUCAAGAGCAGGAAGUUGUCAAAAGACGUGGAAGGCCCCCAGGAUCGGGGCGAGGAGAAAAAACACUUCACACACCUGCGGCUGAUUCGAUUAAGAACAGACUUAGGAAAUCCACAGAGCUGGGACAUAGUACUCAGAAUUUUGUCAUUGAAGAACCAGAGAGAGCGAGUGUUCACACAAUGCACAAUUUAGCAGCUAAAAGCUGGGCGGCGGAAAUGGAGCUGGAGGAAACUCCAUCUUCAACUUCCUGA
This is a messenger RNA of Salvia miltiorrhiza (redroot sage), 1212 nucleotides long. RefSeq lists its product as uncharacterized. Bases 1 to 1212 code for a protein of 403 amino acids. NCBI's taxonomy places the organism in Eukaryota, Viridiplantae, Streptophyta, Magnoliopsida, Lamiales, Lamiaceae. The transcript has a single exon. The record is from RefSeq and is a predicted model, not a curated record.